GAUAAAAACCAAAAACACAUUAGGAAAUGUCAUUCGGCACAAACAUAUUUGUGGUGAAAUUGUUUUGAGGUACUCCGGAUACUCUAUUUCUAAAGCAAAAAUCAUAGAAAUCGAUCAAUAUGGCUGGAUAUGAUCAUCAUGACGAUGGGCCUGGAUUUGUGGGAAUACGCUUUUGUCAGGAAUGUAACAAUAUGUUGUACCCGAAAGAAGACAAAGACCAGAAGGUGCUGCUGUACGCCUGCCGAAAUUGUGACUACAAACAGGAAGCCGACUCAAAUUGCAUUUAUGUCAACAAAAUUAUGCACGAAAUUGAUGAAUUGACUCACAUUGUGCCAGACGUAAUUUCCGAUCCUACACUACCACGAACGGAAGAUCAUGCCUGUCCGAAAUGUGGUCACAGAGAAGCAGUAUUUUUCCAGGCCCAAACUCGACGGGCUGAAGAGGAAAUGAGACUUUAUUACGUUUGCACCAGUCAAAGUUGCACCCAUCGAUGGACAGAAUAGAUUUGUUGGGGCUGCUUUUCUUUCCUUUUGUAUUUGAUUUGAACUAACCGAAAUAAAAUGA
Molecule: messenger RNA, 564 nt
Organism: Bradysia coprophila
Lineage: Eukaryota; Metazoa; Arthropoda; Insecta; Diptera; Sciaridae
Gene: Polr2I
Product: RNA polymerase II subunit RpII15
Biological process (GO): transcription initiation at RNA polymerase II promoter; transcription-coupled nucleotide-excision repair; maintenance of transcriptional fidelity during transcription elongation by RNA polymerase II
Cellular component (GO): RNA polymerase II, core complex
Molecular function (GO): nucleic acid binding; zinc ion binding; DNA-directed RNA polymerase activity
Source: RefSeq, a predicted model, not a curated record